Molecule: messenger RNA, 2791 nt
Organism: Homo sapiens (human)
Lineage: Eukaryota; Metazoa; Chordata; Mammalia; Primates; Hominidae
Product: putative POM121-like protein 1-like
Exons: 1
Coding region: 267-2237 (656 amino acids)
Source: RefSeq, a predicted model, not a curated record
GUUCCCCAAACACAGUGAGUGAGGACGGACCUCAGGCUGUCUCUUCGGGUCACCGCUGUGAAAACAAGGCAGGUACAGCACCAGGGCACACACUCGCCCCCAGGGGAGGCUCCCCCAGAUCCCAGGCCUCUAGGCCCCACAUCAACAGUGCACUGCACGUUGAGGACAAGGCCAUCUCGGACUGCAGACCCUCACGGCCUUCCCACACUUUGUCCUCACUUGCAACAGGGGCUUCCGGUGGGCCUCCCGUUUCUAAAGCACCCACUAUGGACGCACAGCAGGACAGACCCAAGUCCCAAGACUGCCUGGGCCUAGUGGCCCCCCUAGCAUCUGCUGCAGAGGUCCCCUCUACAGCUCCCGUGUCUGGGAAGAAGCACAGACCACCAGGACCCCUGUUCUCCUCCUCAGAUCCCCUUCCUGCCACCUCUUCCCACUCCCGGGACUCAGCCCAGGUCACCUCGCUGAUUCCUGCCACCUUCACAGCUGCAAGCAGGGAUGCCGGCAUGAGAAGAACAAGGCCUGGCACCUCGGCUCCUGCAGCUGCCGCAGCAGCCCCUCCCCCCUCCACAUUGAACCCCACGUCGGGGUCGCUACUCAAUGCAGUGGAUGGAGGCCCCGCACAUUUCUUGGGCUCAGCCACAGCUGCAGCACGUGCCCAGAGGUCAGAAGUGAGAUAUAACCAGAGAUCCCAGACCUCCCGGACCAGAUCGUGCCUCAAACGAAAUGCCAGCUCCAGCUCCCACAGCUCUACGGAAGGCCUCCACGAAGUAAAGCGGAGGAGGGGGCCAGCCUCAUCCCACUGCCAGCUGGCCCACAGUUCCUCAGUGAGUGAGGACGGACCUCAGGCUGUCUCUUCGGGUCACCGCUGUGAAAACAAGGCAGGUACAGCACCAGGGCAGACACUCGCCCCCAGGGGUGGCUCCCCCAGAUCCCAGGCCUCUAGGCCCCGCAUCAACACUGCACUGCACGUUGAGGACAAGGCCAUCUCGGACUGCAGACCCUCACGGCCUUCCCACACUUUGUCCUCACUUGCAACAGGGGCUUCCGGUGGGCCUCCCGUUUCUAAAGCACCCACUAUGGAUGCACAGCAGGACAGACCCAAGUCCCAAGACUGCCUGGUCCUACUGGCCCCCCUAGCAUCUGCUGCAGAGGUCCCCUCUACAGCUCCCGUGUCUGGGAAGAAGCACAGACCACCAGGACCCCUGUUCUCCUCCUCAGAUCCCCUUCCUGCCACCUCUUCCCACUCCCGGGACUCAGCCCAGGUCACCUCGCUGAUUCCCGCGCCCUUCACAGCUGCAAGCAGCGAUGCCGGCAUGAGAAGAACAAGGCCUGGCACCUCGGCUCCUGCAGCUGCAGCAGCAGCCCCUCCCCCCUCCACAUUGCACCCCACGUCGGGGUCACUACUCAAUGCAGUGGAUGGAGGCCCCUCACAUUUCUUGGCCUCAGCCACAGCUGCAGCACGUGUCCAGAGGUCAGAAGUGAGAUAUAACCAGAGAUCCCAGACCUCCCGGACCAGAUCCUGCCUCCAAGGAAAUGCCAGCUCCAGCUCCCACAGCUCUACGGAAGGCCUCCCGCAACUAAAGCGGAGGAGGGGGCCAGCCUCAUCCCACUGCCAGCUGGCCCACAGUUCCUCAAACACAGUGAGUGAGGACGGACCUCAGGCUGUCUCUUCGGGUCACACCCGCUGUGAGAAGAAGGCAGGUACAGCACCAGGGCAGACACUUGCCCCCAGGGGUGGCUCCCCCAGAUCCCAGGCCUCUAGGCCCCGCAUCAACACUGCACUGCACGUUGAGGACAAGGCCAUCUCGGACUGCAGACCCUCACGGCCUUCCCACACUUUGUCCUCACUUGCAACAGGGGCUUCGGGUGGGCCUCCCGUUUCUAAAGCACCCACUAUGGAUGCACAGCAGGACAGACCCAAGUCCCAAGACUGCCUGGGCCUACUGGCCCCCCUAGCAUCUGCUGCAGAGGUCUCCUCUACAGCUCCCGUGUCUGGGAAGAAGCACAGACCACCAGGACCCCUGUUCUCCUCCUCAGAUCCCCUUCCUGCCACCUCUUCCCACUCCGGGGACUCAGCCCAGGACACCUCGCUGAUUCCUGCCCCCUUCACACCUGCAAGCAGGGAUGCCGGCAUCAGAAGAAUGUUUCGUGUUCGAAAUUGUUUGAGGGGUUUGGGUUUAUUUUUGUUGGUUUUUUCUUUUUUUUUUUUGCUUACGUGGGCAUCCUUCAGCUUUUAAUAAUCUGAAAAAUUCUAUUUACCCAUUGUCAAUGUGUAUAAAUUAAUCUCAGUCAAUUUUAUACAAUAAAAGGUGAACUUUUAUCCAUCAAACAAUAAUUUAACAAAAAAUGUACCGGAAGAAGAAUGUUCAUUACAAAUAUAGGAAACAUAAAUAUUACCAAAUAUUGGCAAGCACUAAAAUGUUCAGAAAUAUAAGUCUAUUACAGUUAUAGCUCUCUCAAGCAAAAAAACAGCAGAGAAAAACUUAGUUUACCUGAGGGGCUAUUUAUUUACUUAGGGAUUUGUUAAAAGGUCAAAUGGGGUCACACAGAAUACUAAGAAGAGCUGUUCAUCCAGGCCUCACUAAGAACUCUUCUUCAUGCAGUAGCUAUAUGGUAAUAUGACAACUGCUCCUACGACCCAAAGAGGAACUACAGCAACUACUCUUUAGCAUCUGUUGCUCCCAACUCUGCUUUGCAAUUAUAUGACUCAAGCAUUCUGGCUCCGUUAACUAUUACUGCUGUUACUCCCAAGUAAAUUCCCUCUAAAAAAUAAAAAUUUUUAAAGCUGUAA